GAUAUAAAGGAGCACGUCGUGACGUCUUAUUAUUAUACUAUCAAAAUGGUAGAAGUGUGUAAAUAUAUCCUCGAUUUCGCAAUAUAUUUGCAUCAUAACAUACGACUACACCUAUAAACUGCACAGUUGAAUGAUUCCCAUUCAUUCAAAAGAAGUUCGUUUGAAGGUAUUUGUUUCGAACAAACGAAUUCUUUAAGAGACCGCAGUUCACCUUUUUGUUGAAACCUAUUCAACGCAGCGAUAAAGUUUACAUCAGAAAAUUAAUUAAAAUCGCCCAAAAUGCAAUCUGUGGCCUGGUCCGUGAAUACAUCAUCUGCAAAAACCGUAACGAGUGAAAUGCUGACACCAUUCGUACAACCAAAAGUUUGUACCACAAAAAUCGAAUUAUCUUUGAGUUGCAAUGGUUUAAUGAACCUUGACAUUGCAUCAAAAUCCGAUCCAUAUUGUGUAUUGUCAAUGAAGGAGAGGUGGCAGAAUGAAAUAUCAUGGAGACAAAUAGCCAGAACGGAAACCAUUGACGAUUGCUUGAACCCUCAAUGGGCCAAGAAAUUCGUUGUCGACUACAAAUUCGAGACGAUACAGGAUAUGAAGUUCGAGAUACGUGAUGACGACUCGGGUGGCAAGUGUGGCAAAUAUCAAGUAAUGGGAGUUUUCCAAACCAUUCUCUCUGAUAUCGUUGCACAUAGUGGGAAACAAUUUGCUGGUAAAUUGAAGAGUUCAUUGGCGGAGGACUGUGGCGAAAUUGUUUUGGUUGCUGAAGAGGUUGCAGCUUGUAAGAAAUUGGUUGAAGUUGAGUUUAUAGCUGAGAAACUCAAGCGACAGUCGUGGUUGAAGUGCAAUGAUCCGUUCCUAGUUAUUUCUCGGUUGAAUGAAGAUGGAUCGUAUUCAGUGGUAAAGAGACCUGGAACUAUCCAAGCACCACGAACGCUAAUGUCGAAACUAUCGUUGGGAAGGCCGUAUACAAUAUGGAAACUUUCAAUACAAUUAACGAGUCUAUGUAACGGCGACUACGAUCGAAGCAUCAAAAUUGAUUGCUAUAAUCGGCGACGGAAUGGAAACCAUCGAUUGAUUGGAACGUGCAUGACAUCACUGCGAAAAAUCGAUGUCGAAACGCUGAAACUGUACAAACCCAAAACAAGUUCCGAAGAUUGCAUACAGACAGGAAAACUGAAAAUAAUCAAAUUCCAAAUUACGGACGAUGUAACAUUCAUGGAUUACAUCCGAAAUGGAACUCAAAUGCACUUCGCAGUCGCUGUUGAUUUUACGCAAUCGAAUGGAAAUUACACUAAUGCAGGAUCGCUACACUAUCUCUACGAAGAUAGUUUGAAUCCUUACCAAAUUGCGCUUCAAAGUGUCGGUGAAAUCGUACAAAAUUACGACACAUCGAAGCUGUAUCCAGCGUUCGGCUUCGGCGCUAAAAUACCACCGGAUGGUGAGAUAUCCCAUCAAUUUCCGUUGAAUGGAAAUCCCAAGCAUCCAAACUGUUCAAGCAUGGAAGAGAUAUUGGUUCACUAUGAAAAUUGCGUAAAAACUGUCGAACUGUACGGACCGACGAAUUUCGCUCCAGUCAUUAACAACGCAAUCUCCAUAGCACGCGAAUUCCAAGACGGAAAACAUUACUUCGUGCUGCUGAUGAUCACCGAUGGCAUCAUAAGCGAUAUAAAGGAAACCAAACAUGCCAUCAUCACCGCAUCAUCCCUACCAAUUUCGAUAAUAAUUGUUGGCGUCGGAAACGCUAACUUUGCUCGCAUGGAUCAAUUGGAUUCGGAUGAGUUCCGUUUGAGGUUGGACGGACGUUUCGCCGAAAGGGACAUUGUGCAGUUCGUGCCACUGAACAAGUUUUUGGGUAAGAGAAAUGAUUCAACAACCGUCAAAUCGAAAGCUGAGCUGGCUAAAAGCGUUCUUGCCGAAAUUCCGUAUCAAUUUGUCAGCUACAUGGAGAAAGUUGGCUACAAACCAGUUUUGAAGUAAUUCUGGUAUACCUCUAACCGACCAGAAGAUGUUGAUUGAAAUGCGAGCGUUUCAAGUCCUGAGAGCUAAAAGAUGGUCGAACACUAAAAAAAGUUCUUUGUUGUCCCCACUUUGAGUUUUUAUACCAAUCGUCACAAAUGCAACAACAAAGAGCUUUUUUGUAAUUGUGAAACCAACAGAAUAAAAUUUCUGUUUUAUUGGUAUGGAUUAAUUGAAAAUCGAUUAGACCAAAUAAUAGCUUUGUACGCUACGCAUGCACAGAAAUUGUGUUGGAAUUGAAAACGCGUAUAAUUACAACAAAUAUAAACAUUGCACGUCACUCGAUGUUUAUGAUGCGCUGCACUUUGUUCCUGUCCAAUAUUAACUAUGUUGCGUUCCAACAUAGUUUCUAUGCGUGGCGGUAUACUGCUAUUAUUCUCGAUGUGGGAUUUUUAGAUUUGACAAAACGGAAAACGAAACUUAUGUUAAUCAAGGGAAGGUUGUAAGUAUGGUGAAUUUUCUCAACCAAUUCACUCACUGAUUGCAAAUUAUAUCUAAAAUGUUUUCAUGCGCGUUGUGUUUUGCCUUAUUUUCUACUCUUCUGGAAGAAUUGUGUUUUCUUGACGACUGGGUGAAUGACAUUUCUAGUAAGAAAAGUGCAGCACUUUCUCUCCCGAGGGGAGAAAAUAGAAAUUUUCUCAUUUGAACUGUCACUUUGAUUAUGUUUUCGAAAAUGGUAUGGCGAAUUGAUGUUUUCGGCAAAAACGGCAAAACAUAACAUGCAUGAAGAACGUUGUGUUCAUCUCUGGGAGAAAUAGGAAAUUUCAAGUCGAGCGAAAUAACGACAGUCGCUUCGCUCUGGUCGCAAUUGGAAUUUCCAAUUUUAUCUUCACUGGUAAACGAAAAACUACUUCACAACGCAGUCGAGAAAAUUGUAGUUUUCUCCCGUCUGCUGAUACUUCGAAAGCCUUUGUUUCGAAAAACGGUGUGUGUUUACCUCGGGAAAAAGGUUAAAAAGUUGGAAAUUGUAUUUUCUCGGGUGACCUACCUCGAAAUGCAAUUUCGAACUUUUCUUCCCUCGUUGAACAAAUAACUAUUAAUGCCCAACCGACCAACUUGCAGCAAUAUUCAAUUUAAUAUUUAGCAUAAUUUUUGGGUGGUUUAAUUCUAGUAGAAAACCACUAUUCCUUACUUCGUUCCUAAAACUUAGGCGUUUUAAGGUCAAUGCUUAUGUGACACUCUUCUUUUUCCGUCCAACUUAAAUAACGGUAGUACUGGUCCAAACAAUGUUAUUCAUGGAAUGACCGAUAACAAUGACCAAAAGAGAAAUCAAAAUUUAACAACAAGCAAAAGUGUCGCGUACGAAAUGAUUGUCUGUAGUUGUAAAGUCACGUGUUCUAGUGCCUAGUCCGCGUUUAUAUAUUUUUCGAUGUGAUAUUCUAAUAUGAUACUAAUUUUUUAAAUAGUUUCGUGUCAGAGCCUUGUUUCUUGGGGAUAAAAGAUUUCUGAAAACACCAUUUCAAACAAUUUACAAAAAAAAACACCAAUGAAACUUGAAGUGCCACCCGCGUAUCUGCAUCUGCGUGACCUCCCCAAAGUUUACAGCCUUGUGGAUAUGAACCUCCUGUUGUGUGCUCAGAUCAUAGAGAUUGUGGUAAAAUUAUUUCACAAAAAAACUAGACUCAAGUUUUAAGAACGAUUAUUUUUGGGAAAACAUUUUCUAAUAUUUUCCUAACUGUGU
Molecule: messenger RNA, 3691 nt
Organism: Bradysia coprophila
Lineage: Eukaryota; Metazoa; Arthropoda; Insecta; Diptera; Sciaridae
Product: copine-9-like
Biological process (GO): cellular response to calcium ion
Cellular component (GO): plasma membrane
Molecular function (GO): calcium-dependent phospholipid binding
Source: RefSeq, a predicted model, not a curated record